AUUAGAACGAGCUUUUAGGGCUCUUCUGGAUGGCCCCGCCCUUUUCGCCCCGCCUCCGCCCCGGGGACUGCUGGGAAUUGUAGUUCUUUGCUCCUGUUUUCUUCCGGGCCCGGCCCGCCCGGACGUCAUGCUCUGCGCCACUGGCCGCCUCCUAGCGGCCCGGGCGGCGACCGCACUCCCCGCCCAGCCUAGAGGGCGGGGCCUGGCGCCCUGCUGCCGGCGCAGGGAACUACAUUUCCCAAGGAACCCCGAGAAGUCCCUUGGUAACUUCUUGGCCGGGCAGCUCGCAAGACCCAGCGCGCUUGCAGGCCGGAGGGCCAUCCUGAGAAGGGUAAGGAUGCCACCGGCGGUGGGCGGAGGCCUGGCAGGGUCCGAGCUGCGUCCCCGGAGGGGCCGCUGUGGGUCCCAGGCUCCAAGGGCCGUGGGCGCGGAUGCGGCUGCCGAGACUACAGCGCGGAGCCCCAAACGGCCUGUUCCGGGCUCGCGGCGCUUCGAGGCGGCCGGCCAGUGGGCUCUACUGGCCCUGGUGACGCUAAUGUCCUUCGCCACCCGCUUCCAUCGUCUGGACCAGCCGCCGCACAUCUGCUGGGAUGAGACUCACUUUGGAAAAAUGGGAAGUUACUAUAUCAACCGCACCUUUUUCUUUGAUGUGCACCCGCCUCUGGGAAAGAUGCUGAUAGGUCUUGCUGGCUACCUGAGUGGAUACGAUGGCACCUUUUUGUUCCAGAAGCCUGGGGACAAAUACGAGCAUCACAGCUACAUGGGGAUGAGAGGAUUCUGUGCAUUCCUCGGCUCCCUGCUCAUCCCCUUUGCCUACCUCACUGUGCUGGAGCUGUCCCGGUCCCUCCCGGCAGCACUGCUCGCGGCUGCCCUCCUCACCUUUGACACAGGAUGCCUCACUCUGUCCCAGUACAUCCUCCUUGACCCCAUCUUGAUGUUCUUCAUCAUGGCUGCCAUGCUGAGCAUGGUCAAGUACAACUCCUGUGCCAGCAGGCCCUUCUCUGCCCCCUGGUGGUUCUGGCUCAGCCUGACUGGCGUUAAUCUGGCUGGUGCUCUAGGGGUCAAGUUUGUUGGCCUCUUUAUCAUCCUGCAAGUGGGGUGGAACACCCUUUCAGACCUUUGGCACCUGUUUGGAGACCUCAGUGUUUCAAUGGUGACUAUGGGAAAACACCUGACUGCUCGCAUCCUGUGCCUCAUCGUGCUGCCCUUGGCUCUCUACACAGCCACUUACGCUGUUCACUUCAUGGUGCUGAAUAAAAGUGGUCCUGGCGAUGGCUUCUUCAGUUCUGCCUUCCAGGCCCGGCUUGCAGGAAACACCCUUCAUAAUGCUUCCAUCCCCGAACACCUGGCCUAUGGCUCUGUGAUCACUGUGAAGAACCUGCGGAUGGCCAUUGGCUACCUCCACUCGCACAGGCACCUGUACCCUGAGGGCAUCGGCGCCCGCCAGCAGCAGGUCACCACCUAUUUGCACAAGGACUACAACAACCUGUGGAUCAUCAAGAAACAUAAUACAAACUCAGAUCCCCUAGACCCUUCACUCCCAGUGGAGUUCGUAAGACAUGGAGACAUCAUUCGACUAGAACACAAAGAGACUUCUCGGAACCUGCACAGUCACUAUCAUGAGGCCCCCCUGACCCGGAAGCACUAUCAGGUCACUGGCUAUGGCAUAAAUGGGACAGGGGACUCCAAUGACUUCUGGAGGAUUGAGGUCGUAAACAGAAAAUUUGGAAACCGCAUCAAAGUGCUGAGGAGUCGAAUUCGCCUCAUCCAUCUGGUCACAGGUUGUGUCCUGGGCUCCUCGGGGAAAGUCCUGCCCAAGUGGGGCUGGGAGCAGCUGGAAGUCACCUGCACGCCAUACCUAAAGGAAACCCUCAGCUCCGUCUGGAACGUGGAGGACCAUAUCAAUCCCAAAUUGCCAAACAUCAGCCUGGACGUGCUGCAGCCCAGUUUUCCUGAGAUAAUGCUGGAGUCCCACAUGGUGAUGAUCCGGGGGAACAAUGGCCUCAAACCCAAAGAAAAUGAGUUCACGUCCAAACCCUGGCACUGGCCCAUCAACUAUCAGGGCCUGCGCUUCUCAGGGAUCAAUGACACGGACUUCCGAGUAUAUCUGCUCGGCAACCCGGUGGUUUGGUGGCUGAAUCUGCUAAGCAUCGCCCUCUACCUCCUCUUGGGGAGCAUCAUUGCUGUGGCUAUGCAGAGAGGGGCACAGCUGCCUGCCCAGGUGGAAGGGCUGUCCCAGGUCCUGCUGCGAGGAGGCGGGCAGCUCCUGUUUGGUUGGAUGAUCCAUUACUUCCCGUUCUUUCUGAUGGGCCGGAUCCUCUACUUCCACCACUACUUCCCUGCCAUGCUCUUCUCCUGCAUGCUGACAGGCGUCCUGUGGGACACUCUCCUGCGGCUCUGUGCCUGGAGCCUGUCCUCCUUUGCCCUGGCCAGGGCCGUACAUGCGCUGGGAAUCCUGAGCCUGCUCCUGGGAAUUGUCUACAGCUUCUACCUCUUCCACCCUCUCGCUUACGGGAUGGUUGGUCCCCUAGCCGAGGACCCCCGAAGUCCGAUGGCAGGACUCAGGUGGCUGGAAUCAUGGGACUUUUGAGGCCACUGCAAGGACUCCAGCCUGAGCCCAAGAACUUCCUUGGAACAACCAGCUGUGGAGCCAGUCCCUGGAUCCUCCCAGCUGUGGGGGAAGCUGCCCGAGGAACCUGCGGUAUUCUGCUGCCUGCCGGGACCACGCCCUGGGAACCCCUGGAAUUGAACCCACCAGAGCCAUGGGUUCCACCGCUGGGACUGGCUCAGCAACAGGCGACAACAUCUCGCAGGCUCAUUUCCCCGAGUGUGUAGCAUGAGGAAGCAUGAGUGUGUGAGAGGAUGAGUGUGCGUGUGAGGGUACGUGUGUCCGUAUACCUGUGGAAUAUACACCAUGACUGUGGACGGCUGAGUGUCAUAAACGAAGAAAUCAUCCAGGGA
Messenger RNA from Phacochoerus africanus (Common warthog), 2961 nucleotides. It is a transcript of the gene POMT2, whose product is annotated as protein O-mannosyltransferase 2. Gene Ontology annotation, cellular component: membrane; endoplasmic reticulum. The record is from RefSeq and is a predicted model, not a curated record. Gene Ontology annotation, molecular function: dolichyl-phosphate-mannose-protein mannosyltransferase activity. Gene Ontology annotation, biological process: protein O-linked glycosylation via mannose. The transcript has 21 exons. The coding region runs from base 128 to 2590 and encodes 820 amino acids. Lineage: Eukaryota; Metazoa; Chordata; Mammalia; Artiodactyla; Suidae.